Sungouiella intermedia is the source of this 7629-nucleotide messenger RNA. The record is from the annotation of a GenBank genome assembly. Lineage: Eukaryota; Fungi; Ascomycota; Pichiomycetes; Serinales; Metschnikowiaceae.
AUGAAUCAGAGAACUAUGGCAAGAUCUCCGAAAUCGACCGAAUCUGUGAGGAGGCAUGCCUUCAGCUCCUUCAAGGAGAGGGUGGAUCUGAUUAGGAUUGAACCAAAUCGAAAUUUACGAAAGAGAGCUCAUGAUUAUGUGGAAACUUCAUUCUUCUUAGCAGCUAUUGAGCAUUGGAAGGAGGUCAACUUGAGUGGAGACUUUAUCGAUUUCUUAACAGUUGUUGAGCCGUUGUGCCAAACAUUACCUCAAAUUUACCAUCAUCAGAAGAAAAUUUUCGAGACCCUAAUCACAUAUAUUGAUCGGGCGGACGUCAAUGCUAUUCAGCCGUUACUUGAACUCAUGUCUCAGUUUGUGCAUGAUUUGGGCCCUGAUUUUAUGCCCUACUAUCUUCCAUUUUUAAGGCUGAUUGUCCGUCUCGCCGAGUCAACGAAUCCAAAUGAUGCCCAAAAUCUGAGAAACUCAUCCAACACCUUGGAGUGGUCAUUCAACUGUUUGGCAUUCGUGUUCAAGUAUUUGUCGAGAGUACUCGUGUCAGAUAUAAAUCAGACCUUCAAGGAACUCAUCCCCACUUUGCUGAUGACCAAGAAAACCUAUGUUUCUAGAUUUUGUGCAGAGGCACUUUCAUUUUUGGUUAGAAAGCUCGAUCAAAGUGGAAUCGACGACAUAAUUAACCUAACUUUUGGUAGCAAUGCUGCUCUACUUCAAGAAAACGAGUUUUUUAGGGCCUCAAUAGUCAUUUUGUUCAGUGAGUCUAUGAAGAAUACGAAGGAAACAUUUCACUCAAAAGCUCCAAUUGUUCUUUCCACUUUGGUGAAAAGAGCGUUGGAUAGUGAACAUGCCAGUGAUUAUUUCAUUUCGAUUGUUGGCGACAUCUUAAUUGAUAUUUUGCAUCACGGUUCAUUGGAAUCUUGCGACAGGUUCAUCAGGCUAGUUUUGGAAUACCUCUCGACGGUUGUUCAAAGAGCGAGAAACGCUAAGACAUGUACUUAUGUUGUACAAAUUAUGGUUGUGAUUUGUUUCCUGGAGUCUGGAAGGAAGAUUACGUCUUGGGGAGAGAUUUUUGAUAUAUCCAAUUUGAUCUCAUCAAAGAUUGAAUCCAUCAGUCUUCAGAAUGUAGAUGAUGAAUUUUCAUUCAUGACUUGUUUCGCUCAUUUUUUUGUGGUUUUGAUCAGAAAUUGCCCUCUUGAUAUACUUGCAAAACACUUCAAAUCCUUAAACUCAACUAUGCUUCGAUUGGCGAAUGGCAAGUAUUAUUUGGGAUUUAUGGAAUCUUGCUUGGCGGUUUCAAAGGAAAAGAUGACUUCAUUUGGCGCAACUCAACUUCUUCAGGCAUUUGCAAGUACUCAGAACUCGAGAGAUGAUUUUAUUAGACUCUCAUCGUUCUUAGUUCGUGAGUCUAAGGAGGCACCAAUCAUCAUUCAGAACGUUACUGUUCCCUUCAAAGCGGAAAUGAUCAAAUUAUUACCAGUUCAAGGGAAGCAUGUUGACGGUCUGAUGUUGUACAGUUAUCUUUGGGUAAGUGUGCUAUUGCAGCACUCGUCUGGAUUCUCAGUUUCGGAAACCAAAGUAAUCAUUGGCGCUCUACAAUUGUUGGCAGAUACUAAGAUUCCUUCUUGCAGGUUGAAGCAUGACAUUAUUGGCUUCCUAGUUGGAUCAUUAUCUGGUUCAAAAAUGGACAAGUUUGAUGAGAAGCAGUUGCAUGAAGUUUUCCACUUGUGUUUGAAAACAUUAAACGCCUCAAGAGUCUCUAGAGAGUUUCUAGCUUCAUUCAAGUUAUUUUUGGUACAUUCGGGUGGAGUUUUGCGGACAGCCAUUAACCAACAUUGGCUGGAGAUCACUAAGACUUUAGCUAGCAAUCUUUCUUUACCCAGUCCUGAGUUAAGAGAGACAACGUUGGCUUUAUUGAAAGCUCUAUAUGCAUCGGUUGAUGCUCCUUUCCCUGACACUCUUUCGCAAAUGAUGAUUAUCGACCAAAUCCCUCUUACAGUCAGCAAUUCUAAUCUGAUCAAGAUGCGUAUUCGUCAAUUAUUCAUAUGCUAUGAGGAUAAUUUGGACUUGUCCGAUGUCGAAAAGGAAUGUAUUUGUCAUUUUGCGUUUGGAUUGUUGAAUAAUCAUUUUCAACCAUCUUGGCUUGCUGUUUACGAAGGACUUCCAAAAUUAGCUUCACUUGGAUGCUCUCGCAAGGUCUGGGAAAUUAUGACCUAUUUCUUGAAAUUUGAUUUCGAAAAACAGGAUGACCUUUAUGGUCCUAGCGAUUUAACUGUAUUUGACCGUGAAGAAUUUAUCUCGUUCAAGUGCCAGCCAACUGAUCAACGUUUUUUGGGCAGUUAUCGAAACAUUGCAUCCCUGGCCCGUAUUGAGGAAGUGGAAGCGAUUAGUGGAAUAGUGGAGAGGUUGAACUUAACCUCUCCCCCAGUGGCUUACAAACGAUUAUUGAGGACGAGAGUACUUCAGGCACUUAGUUCUGUUCCAGAACUUGCUGAAAAGAACGGUGUUGAUUUUGUGAAGUUCGUGUUGAGUAUCACGUCAGAUGUUUCGAGUGACGAUUCUCGAGACGUGCCUGAUGAAAAAGAAACCAAAUGGAGUUCUUCUGAAAAGUUAGGACUCUUAUCAAUACUUUCUAAGUUUAAGAAUUUGAAAAACGUGCCAGGGAAUGAAGAGUUAUUUGAGAUGUUGUUAGACCAACUCACUUCAAAACAUACGAACAUCCAAAAAGAAUGUUUAUCUACCAUCUUUGCCUGGCGCAUACUGUCAAUUAACAGAUAUAAGGAUAAUUUAGUCAAUCUUCUUGAUGAUAAAUUAUUUCGUGAAGAGUUGCAAUCACUUAUAACUGAAAGCUCGGAAUCGAAAAUUGAAGAUUCGGACUCGAAAGAAGUGAUUCCUAUUGUGCUCAGAAUCCUUUAUGGUCGAGCAAAAGGCGCCUCGAGCAGCAGCAGCAAGUCAGGAAGAAAAUUUGCAGUAGUAAAUAUCUUGCCGAACUUGCCAUCUGAUUACAUUCGACAAUUUUUGGACAUUAUUAGUGAAAAGAUUAAUUUCAAGCCAUUCUUCGACAACAACAACAACAACAACAACAACAACAACAACAACAACAAUGUGACUAACGGCAGCUCUCGAGCUUUCAAGAGCAUGGUUGGAUAUUUAAACAUGCUUUAUGAGGUUUACAAUGCAUUGGGGUUCAAAUUUGGAAGUGUACUUAGAUCUACAAUUCCACCUCUUAUUUACAUCUUAGUGUGUGCACAGAAUGGUGUUGAAAUGAGCGAGACAACUGAAGGCGUGGAUGCAAAGCUUCCUAGAACGGCUAGGCAGUUGGGGUUCAAAUGCCUCAAUACGCUUUUUAAGGUAUUAGAUGGGAAUUAUCAGUGGAAUACAGAAGCACAAGUACUUUUCGAAAACGUCGUGAAACCCCGUCUUGCAAAAUUUCCCCAAGAGAACGCUCAACAGCCUUCUUCUUUGAUGCAGAUAAUGUUAGGCUGGGUUCAAUCGCCGCAAACCAUUCCAUUUUUAUUUCGAGAUGAUUUCGCUGCAACGAGAGCUAUUAUGGACCUUGCGUCGAAUCCUCACGUGAAAGACAACGUUAUCAGUGAAAUUCUUGAUUUUUGCAUCACCGCAAUCACGAAAAAAGAUAUAGAUAUCGUUGAUUACUACUCUAUGCUUGCCAUAUUAGUUGAUGGACUUUUGGAUGUGUUACCUUCCAUUAUGGAAAAUUCGGAAGACCAUGACAUCAACUCUAAAGCAGCUUCUGUAUUGUUACUCAUUAUUGAAGGUGGUUACAUUGAUGACAAUAAUACCAUGAGAAGGUUGGUUGUUGCAUCAACAUCUGCAUUAAAGAAACUGCCUCUUCAAGUUGCUAUCAAUGACAAGGUGAGCAUCCUUCUCUCACUUGCUACGAUAGUAGAUAAAGUUGAUAGCUCAAAUGAAGAACUCGAGGCUGUGAUUGAUGUUUGCUCGAAGGCAUUCAGGACUUACAAAGACAGAAAUAUCCGUGAAUCACUAGUUAAGGUCUUCAACUCACUUGGCAAUAAAAUUUCUGACCUUGCAAUUGUGUCUGGCUUGUUGAGUUCUUUGAAUUCAUAUUCCGAAAAGCGACUUGCAGAACCGAACUUUGAAAAGCGACUUGAGGCCUUUAGUGAGAUCAACGAGAAAUUAUAUCUUCACUUGAGCGUUCAGCAAUGGAUGCCACUUCUUUACUGCUCAUUAUUCUUCAUUAACGAUGUCGAAGAGCUUGCCUUACGAUCAAAUGCCGCAUACAUGUUGAUGAGAUUUGUUGACUGUUUGUCAUCACAGCCAUCGCUUUCGGAUGCAAGUGACUAUUUGCAAGUCUUCAAGACUGUUCUUAUGCGAUAUCUUCGCCAGGGAUUAAAGAAAGAGGAGGAGCAAGUGAGGGAAGAGUACGUAAAUGUCCUCGCACAUAUAGUUAGAAGUGCAAAGUACUUCCCAGAAUUUGAAGGAAUGAAAGUCUUGGUUAAUGAGGACCGAGAGUUAGACUUCUUCAACAACAUUAAUCACAUCCAGAUUACCUCUCGUCAAAAGGCUAUUCGAGGCUUAAUCGACUUGAGGUCUGAGCUCAGUGCCGAAUGUAUCUACCAUUACAUUUUACCCAUCACUGAAAUUUACACCAUUUGCAAAGAUGAAAGGUACAGAAAUUUAUUGGAUGAUACACACGAAGCAUGGUCUUAUCUCGUUCGCUGUAUUAGCUGGGAUCAUUUCAAGCAACUAUUUAAGAAGCAUUUGUCCAAUUUGUCUAAGGCACCAGACAAAGAAUUGAGAGACCGAGUCAAUUUGCUUUCAAGACUUUCGCAUGCCUUAAAUUCUGCUUAUUCUUCUAGAGGUGAGGAGAGCUCAAUCGACCGAAUGAAUGGUCUUCCAUGUCAGGAUGAGAUUGAUCGCUUCAUACUAACUGAUUGCAUACCCUUGAUUGCCAAAAUUCUAAAGGUCAGGAAUGACGAGACAGUGGUGGCCAGAACUCCGUUAGCAGAAGUUGCUGUGAAUCUACUUUUAUGCACAUCUGAGGAAAUCAUCGAAAGGGAAUUACCAGGAACUCUAACGAGUACAUGCCAAGUUUUAAGGUCCCAUACUCAACACCUUCGAGAUGUGGUACGUAAAACUUUAAAUAAGAUAUCCAAGAUAUUGGGCCCUGGAUACUUUAAAUUUUUGGUGAAGGAAUUGAAAACUGCCCUUUCACGUGGUGCUCAAAUACAUGUUCUAAGUUACACUGUCCAUGCAUUGUUGGUCGCAAUCAAUGAAUCGUUCGUGGUGGGAGAUCUCGAUGAUUCCGCACGUAUGAUUGCAGAUAUCAUCAUGGAGGAUAUCUUCGGAGCUGCGGGUCAAGACAAAGAUGCUGAUGACUAUGUUAGUAAGAUGCGAGAGGUGAAGUCGAAGAAAAGUUAUGAUUCUGGAGAGAUUCUCUCGUCCAAGAUCAGCUUGUCUCACUUCAGUGUUCUUGUGGAUCCAGUCAAGUUGUUAUUGAGAGAAAAUCUUCCACUUAAAACACAAAGAAAGCUCCAUGAGUUGUUGAGAAGGUUUUCCUUGGGGUUAAACCAUAAUCCGAUGUCUUCAUCUCGUGACAUUCUCCUUUUGUGUUACGAGCUUCACAAGCAAUCCUUGGUGGAGUUCAAGCCACACGUGAAACAAGAGGGAAAGAAUGCUUCUGAAAGUCAUUUUCUCGUUCAGUUGAAUGCUAAGCCAGGUCGCAUUACGUCUGAUAAAUCCCAAUACCUAUUCACUUUGCAAAAGAUGUCUUUUGAGCUUUUGCGUACAGCACUAGGUAGGCACGCUUCUUUGCUUACAGUAUCAAAUUUGGAUGGUUUUUUUCCUUUGAUUGAACAAAGUUUGAACUCUGAUGAUGAGAGUUUGUUGCAGGCAGUCUUUAAGGUGCUCGAUUUAAUCAUCAAGUUACCUUUUUCUUCUGAAAGGGAUUCAUUCUUUAACCUUUCUGCCCAAAGGGCGUUCACUAUUUUGCAGAAUUCUCCAACAACUGCAUCAGAGGUUUGCCAAAUAUGUUUGAGGUACUUGGCGACUGUUGUGAGGCACAAACCAAGCAUCAACUUAAGUGAUAAUGCUCUCACACUUCUCCUUACCCGCAUUAUCCCUGACUUAGAAGAACCUGAUAAACAAUCUCUAGCCUUCAAUUUUCUAAAGGCUGUGGUGUCCCAACAUAUCAUGCUUCCAGAGGUUUACGACAUUAUGGAAAAGGUUGCGAUGAUUAUGGUAGUCAAUCACUCCAAAGAGAUCCGUGACAUGUCUCGAAGCAUAUACUUUCAAUUUUUGAUGGAAUACGAGCAAGGUUCAAAGAAGCUUAACCAAGCGUUCAAGUUCUUGGUCAAUAAUUUGGAUUACCCAACUCAGUUUGGAAGACAAUCGGUUAUGGAGGUAAUGCAUUCGAUUGUAUUGCGUUCAUCUUCUUCAUUGUUAUCUCAAUUUGCCACCAGCUUCUUUGUUGGAUUGUCCAAUGUUGUUGUUUCAGACGAGUCGGCAAAAUGUCGAGAAAUGGCUUCUGCAUUGAUUUCGCAAAUCUUGAAGAAAAUGGGAUCUAAUGAUGUCAAAAGCAUUGAAAAGUACUGUCAGAACUGGAUCUCUCAAGAAUCAAAUCUUCUUUUACAACGUUGCGGGUUACUAGUUUACAAAAUUUAUAUUGGGGUUUUCGGCUACGAUCACAAUCAUGAUCUUGACUUGCAAGUGAUAAAGCACAUAACGAUGGUUUUAGAGAAGUCAAGAUCAACUCAAUCAGACCUCGAGAUUGACUGGGAAGAUGUGUACACUUCCUUAAUUGCGUUUUCUGCAAUUUCAGGUUGCCUUAAAAGCGAGAUUUUUGCACCUGAUUUCGAAAACAUAUGGAAAUUGAUUCUCGAUUCAUUGCUUUAUCCACACACUUGGGUGAGAUUGCAGAGUUCGAAAUUAACAGGUGUGUUCUUGCAUCACCUUGGUGAUUGUGUAUUUGAAGUGUCGGCCUAUGAAAUCCAGACGAUUGCUUACAGAUCUUUACGACAGUUAAGUGCUCCAACAGUUUCGACAGAUUUAUGCAGUCAAAUUGUUAAAAAUCUACUUUCAAUUAUCAAGAAAUGGGAAACUGAAAACACGAAGUUCAUAUCUGAUAGUAACGGUGAGGCAAAUGCAACAGAUAUGCCCAGCAAGAGCUAUGAAAAGGCUACUGACUUUGCGAUUUCACGUAUCUGUGCUAUCAUGCGCCAAGAAUCGCACCGUGAUCAAAAUAGUGUUUCGAAGACCAGUGCAAUUCAGCUCGCUGCCAUGAUCAUUCAGAUUUUAAGUGAUGAGAGACUAAUGGAAGUUGCAGAGCGCUUUUUUUCCGGGUUAUUCAACUUCAUUGAUCCUGAUAACAAUGAUAAUUAUAUCGAAGAAGUUGUGAAUCUUGCAAGAGAGUGUUUAAAGAUUUUGGAAGAGAGGAUCGGAAUUACCAAGUAUACUGCAAUUCAUGCAAGCGUGAGGCUGAGUGUCGAUGAAAGAAGGCAAGAAAGAAGGGCCAGAAGAGCCCAAUUGAAUAUAUCUGCUCCAGAAGUUGCUGCAAGAAGAAAGAUCAGAAAGCAUGAGAGAUUCAGAGAAAAAAGAAGGCAUGAAAAGGACGACAAUGGAUUCUACAAAGCCAAGAAGAAAAGAUUUGAUAGAACGUAA